Molecule: messenger RNA, 321 nt
Organism: Ostreobium quekettii
Lineage: Eukaryota; Viridiplantae; Chlorophyta; Ulvophyceae; Bryopsidales; Ostreobiaceae
Source: the annotation of a GenBank genome assembly
AUGGGGAGAUGGGCGCCCCAGAGGGAGAGGCCAAGGAGAAAACUGCUGAAGAGGUCAAAUGAGGCUUUGCGUGCUUUCUCUUUCGUGGUGCAUACGUUUGUGAGGGAGCACAUCGGUGCCAGGACCAAUUUAUGCAGUGGAUGUGUGGCAACAGCUUUCCAAGGAGGUGGCAAGGAUGUCGGCACAUGCAGACCUAGCAUUCAUGCAAUGCAGUGCUCUGGGCACUUGUUGGUAUUGAAGGGGGAUAUGCUUGUACUUGCCCAAGUGGCCUUCUGCCUGCUGCUGCGUCGUUGGCGCUGUGACUGUAGCCAUGCCACAUAG